AUGACUGUCUGCUACGAACACCCUUCGCGGGGUCUUACUCCUACCUCAAUGGCGACGCUCGCAGAUCGAUUCGAAUUGAUGAAGGAGGUUGGUGAUGGGAGCUUCGGUAGUGUUGCGGUAGCACGUGUACGAACGGCCGGUUCCAACGUCGCUCGAAGGGGAACACUGGUUGCCAUCAAAACAAUGAAGAAAACCUUCGACUCAUUGGCUCCGUGCUUGGAAUUGCGGGAAGUUAUCUUCCUACGAACUCUCCCCCCUCACCCUCACCUUGUCCCCGCCCUUGACAUCUUCCUCGACCCGCUCUCCCGCAAGCUGCACAUCGCCAUGGAGUAUAUGGACGGCAAUCUCUACCAACUGAUAAAGGCGCGGGACGACAAAUUCCUGGACGGAAAGCAUGUCAAGAGUAUCCUCUACCAGAUCCUGUGCGGUCUCGACCACAUCCACGCCCAUCACUUCUUCCACCGCGACAUCAAGCCAGAAAACAUUCUGGUUUCCACAUCAGCUCCCAACGACUCUACUUUCAGCCGAUACUCCAACCUCGUCACCCCUCCUUCGACUCCUCCAACUUAUACGGUCAAGAUCGCCGACUUUGGUCUGGCCCGUGAGACACAUUCCAAGCUACCCUACACAACAUACGUUUCAACAAGAUGGUACCGCGCCCCCGAGGUUCUCCUGCGUGCAGGUGAAUACUCCGCACCCGUGGAUAUGUGGGCUGUUGGUGCCAUGGCAGUGGAGAUUGCGACUCUCAAGCCCCUUUUCCCUGGCGGCAACGAAGUUGACCAAGUCUGGCGCGUCUGCGAGAUUAUAGGCAGCCCAGGAAACUGGUACAGCAAGUCGGGCGCUAAGCUCGGCGGUGGUGAAUGGAAGGACGGCUCUCGCCUCGCACAAAAGCUGGGGUUUACGUUCCCCAAGAUGGCACCCCACUCCUUGGAAAGGGUAGUAAUGCAGCAUGCAAAGGGAAAGCCUGCACCACCGCACUGGCCCGCGGCUCUCAGUGAUUUUGUGACCUGGUGUCUGAUGUGGGAUCCCAACAAUCGCCCUACCUCUUCUCAAGCCAUGCACCACGAGUACUUUGUUGAUGCAGUGGACCCUUUGAGCCUGAGACCGAGGUCCUCCACUGCCCGACUACUCGGUCGCAAGCAGUCGGAAAAGAGCGUCAAAUCCCCUACUAAGGAAACAUACGAUUCUCCGACUCUUUCAUCAAAGUCGUCAUGGUUCAGAAGGUCCUUGAUCGGGAGGUCAGAAAGCCCUGCUCUUGUUGAUCCCGAACAGCACUCGAAGCCAACACUUGCUGCACAUGACUCGAGUAUGGAAUCGCAAUCUCUGAAGCCAAAACACUCGACAAGCAAGCGUGCUACUUGGGCUCAUGGAGCUCCGAUGCCUAUUCUCCCUUCGAUCCGUCCUGUCUCUCCUCUUUCUAACGCUGUUACGGCCCAAGCCAACCCCCCAGCUCAGGACCUGAAUAGCAACGCCGCCAAGGCAAACAAGAAGAUUGGUCGCCAACUCUCAGUCAACUCUCACGGCAAUCAUUAUGGCGAUGUUCACCGACAGGAAGCGGAGCGAGCAUUGAACGGCCUCGGAAACAACAGCUCCAGCACUAUCAGCCAGAAGGAGAGCUUCUUCUCUCACCUUCGAAAACGUGCCCGCCGGCUGUCCGGGCGAAACCAGAACGUGAUGAACGAUGAUGUCGAGGCCAAUGCUGGCUGCAUGCCGUGGUCAAACCGUUCGUCGCUGGCCCUGGACUCCGUCAACGUUAGUGAUGUGAAGCAGAACUCGGAUCUGUCAGAGCUGGACAAAGCUCUUCAAAACGUGAAGUACUCCAUGGAUGCGGCGGCCUUGGGAAACGUUCCGGUUAGCAUCACCUCUCCUGUUGAGUCUACAAAACGCCAAUCAAUGCCCCAAGGGUCUAUUCGAUCAAUGGGAGAUAGUCCGGCCUCAACGAGUGGUAACGGUGGGCCAGUAUCGAGCCGAACCCGACGUGCGAUGCAGAUGACCAGCCACCCUGUUCACCGUUAUGAGACUCCUGAAGAAGAGGAUGAGCUCUUGGAUGAAGUUCUACACUCCGCGAGCAGCGCUGCUUUGCGUCUUGCACAAGCUCAGAUGUCGGACACAUCGUCAAAUUACAGCCAUCCUAUGGCUAACGAGCGCUCCCAGGCGUUGCCUAGUCCUUAUCCCACGCCUUCACCAUCAGCCAAGUGCGACGGUGUGUCUUUCGGCAAUAAUACGGACGCUACGCCGAACCGACGCCUGGACGAAAAAUCCGCUACUACCAGCGUGACCCGCCAGUGGCCUACACCGCCAUACGACGAUGGAGACUGGAUGAACCCAGCCUCGACAAAAUUCUUGACAGGCUCCACCUAUAGAUAG
Molecule: messenger RNA, 2367 nt
Organism: Aspergillus mulundensis
Lineage: Eukaryota; Fungi; Ascomycota; Eurotiomycetes; Eurotiales; Aspergillaceae
Product: serine/threonine-protein kinase
Exons: 3
Coding region: 1-2367 (788 amino acids)
Biological process (GO): protein phosphorylation; intracellular signal transduction
Cellular component (GO): nucleus; cytoplasm
Molecular function (GO): protein serine/threonine kinase activity; ATP binding
Source: RefSeq, a predicted model, not a curated record